Messenger RNA from Rubroshorea leprosula, 1841 nucleotides. The record is from the annotation of a GenBank genome assembly. NCBI's taxonomy places the organism in Eukaryota, Viridiplantae, Streptophyta, Magnoliopsida, Malvales, Dipterocarpaceae.
UUUUCAUGAUUACCCUUUUUGUUUUUCAAGGGUUAAAGGAAAGGCAAAUUAUGGGAUGUUCAAGACUGCUCUUCUUCUCCUUCUUCUUUCCUUCAUUUUAUGUGGCCAACGUCGAGCGUCUCUCCACCCAAUUCUCCUCAACCAAGGAAUUUAGUUAUGGGUUCUACAAUCUAAUUGUCGGCCAGAGCCACGGUCAAGUCAACGCAAUCGGACUUUGUAGAGGAGACAUAAAGCAGGAUGUUUGCAAAAGUUGCCUCAGCGAGACCAUUCCGAAUCUCCUGCAGAUCUGCAUUAACAGGAUAGAGGCUGUUGGAUGGUCGGAUCUCUGUAUGUUCCGCUACUCAAAUCGGGAUAUUUUUGGAGUUAAGCAAACCACGCCUGACAGUACUAUAAAAAGCAAUUUAAAUGUGUCCAAUGUUGAAAAAUUCAAUCUCGCACUGAGUUCCUUGCUGAAUAAUUUAAGCAGUCAUGCGGCCGUUGGAGACACUUUUGGCAAGUAUGCGGAAAGUCACGCUGUAGCUCCAGAUAACUUUGGGAGUGUGUACGCAUAUGCGCAGUGCACUCCCGAUUUGUCCCAGAAAGAAUGCGGUGAUUGUUUGGAGACGGCCAUCGGAAAGAUUGGAUUCUGCCGUGGGUCGAUCGGAUGUAAAGUUCUACAACCCAGCUGUAUCUUCAGAUAUGAGACUGGCCCUUUUUUGAAUGUCACAGAUGAAAUUAAUUUCUCACCACCGUCGUCUUCACCUCCUCCCGCAGAAGGAAAAGGAAAAGGCAACAGAACUAGUCCAACAAUCAUCGUUGUCGUUGUUGCUUCAGUCAUCGGAGUUUUGUUGCUUCUCGCCUGCAUUCGCAUUUGUCUAAGACAUGGAAAGUCGAAGGAAGAAGAUGACGCCACUGUUCAAGCAGCUACAAAUAACUUUUGUGAGGAAAAUAAGCUUGGACAAGGUGGAUAUGGAGUUGUUUACAAGGGCCAACUUCCAAAUAAACAAUUUGUAGCUGUAAAAAGGCUAUCUUGUGGUUCUGAACAGGGAGAGAGAGAAUUUAAAAAUGAAGUCCUUUUAGUGGCUAAGCUUCAACAUCGCAAUUUGGUGAGACUCCUUGGUUUCUGCUCGGAAAGAAAAGAAAGACUUCUCAUCUAUGAAUUUAUGCCAAAUGCAAGCCUUGAUCGUUUCAUUUUUGGCAAGGAGAAAUUGGAGAGAAAGAACGCCUCUGAAUAUCGUGGAUCCCAAUUUGAGGGGGAGGGUUCAACAGCGGAAAUAAUGAAAUGCAUCCAGAUUGGGUUACUUUGUGUGGAAGAACGUCCAGCAAGUAGAACAAUCAUGAGGUCAAUUGUUGGGAUGCUUAGCAGCAGCAACCCCAUAAGUCUCCCAACACCCUCACACCCUGCCUCUUUCUUGCGCAGCACGAGUCAGUCUGACAACAUUGUAUCUUCGCAAGAAGCCCAUCGAUCCACUCGUGAACAUGCUCCGCCUUCAAUAAACGAGGUUUCGAUUACUGAGCUAUAUCCAAGAUAAUCAAUGUUAAAAUCAUCACUACCGUCUUGAAAGUUGGUGAUAUAUCUUUCUUGAUAUGCUAUCAGGUAUGAAGUACCUCUAAACUGAUAAUCUAAAUACCUAUUUAAACGUUUUUUCUGUCUUUUUUUUAAUUGGCUGAAGUGCUGUACGUAGGCUUGGGGUGGCACUGCCAAAGCCACCGACAUUAUUGUUUUCUACAACUUCACAUUUUCUUGAAAUUUGUUUCAAACUUGAGUGUGAUAUGCCCUCAGUAGAUACUCCUAUUUCAUGUUCACUUCUCUUGUCAAUUGUUAUUUAUAUUUAUAUACACAUUAAAUUUUUAUCUAAAAU